GUCUCACAGUGAUGUAACCCACUCUAAACCCCAGUCUGUGUUGUUCCUGCAGUGUUUGUAGAGAUUGUUGAGAUGAAGGCUGAGGCCUGUUGUUGCUUGAAGAGUCACAACAGAAACCGUGAGUUGAUGGUCUAAUCCCCAUUUUUGAAAAACUUUAUGAGACCAACUGUGGUUCACAGAGAAACAGGCAGGCAGACUCAAGUCAAAUGUCACAGGGAUUAACUACAAACCACAAAUUCUCUAGAGAACUUUGGCUCUUGGUCCUCUGACCUGCAGGUCAAGAUCAUUUUCUAAUCUAAACUGGGUGGAGUGAUGAAAAUAUAUAUUCACUGCUCCCACCUUCUCAUAUCAGAACUUCCUCCAUCAACACAAGAUUAUUGGUUAGUUAUAUCAUAGUGAAUGGAUUGCACACCAGUCUACAGCAGCUCCAAGCCAGUCUACAGCAGACUUUUCAGUGUGUGAAACUCAUUCAUUCAUUAAAAUGCAGUGUUGAAGCUGUUGUGUUUACUCUGCUAUUAUUGCUUAUGAUGACUUUUAAAGCUAAAUCAGUCCACCUAUUUUCAGAUAUAACACUGUCAUGCCAUCUAACAUUGUAUAUGAGCCAUGGACGUGUUUUAUUUAAAAAAAAAUAAAUCAGUUUUUCACUGCAGUUUCAAAAUGUGAAGCAGCUCACAUCUUAUUACAGAUCUGACUCAGUUCAUAUGCGUUUGAAACAAACAAACAAACUUUCUCUAAGAUGUCUUGCUGGUUGGGGAAACGGUGCCUCCGCGCCACUUCCUGGUGGGAACCAAUGGCUUGAUUUCAUCUUAAAAGUCAAAGUGUGUAACAGAUGUUAUUAAAUUAAAUCGUCUUCGAACAUGUUUCAUGUGGUCAGCUCACUUACACUUUGCCACAUAUUUUAAACAGACAAACACUGUACUAAAAUAAGCCGUUAAUCAUUCUUUUCUCCCAGCCGUCGCUUGUCAUGGUGCUCAUCUCUCCUGUGUUCCGCAAACGCAGCAGGUCAGGAGGAGUUCAGACACACACACACCUGCAACAGACAAUAUUUAUGGACGCAAAUAAGCUGGUUGCUGAAGCCCAGAUGCUGGAGUCCAGUGGGGCGGCAGAGGAUGGAGACUCCUCUGUUCCAGUCAAGACAGUACUAGUCCCAGCCAAAUGUGGGCCAGUAAGUGCUGCGCAGCCCCCACUCACUGCUGCCACUGUCUCAAAGACUGACUCUGUCCCUGGCCCACCUAAAGUCAUCCCAACUGGUCAGAGCCACCAGCCUACAUCCUCUACAGUUACAGCUGCAGUCCCAGGGCCACAGACAACCUCUCCCCCUGUCAUGGUGGUAGCAAAGCUGGCUACCUCGGGGGUAGUGAGUGCUAAUGGCCAGCUACAGGUAACAAAACCACCUCUAAGUCAGGUGACCUCCAUGAACCAGGCCACGACCCCAGGAAGGACGGUGGUGAUAACUGUACCCAGAGUAGCAGCUCCACAGCCGGUCGCUGUGGCCCCUCGACUGCCACAGACUGCUUCAUCACAGCUCCCAGCCAACAUCCACAUACCACCAGGUAUGAUGUUGAUCCGCAGUGAUAGUGGACAGCUGAUGCUCGUAUCCCAACAGGCUUUGGCACAGGCUCAGCAGGGACCAAGAGCUGCCAGUGGUCAAGCAUCCAGAAUUGUGGCCCAUCAGGUGUCUGCAGCAGCUGGAAGUAAAAGCAAUGAGAAAGUGACAGUGAUCAGGAUGACGGCUCCACACACUUUCCAGCCCGCACCAGUCCAGAAGACUGCUGUGGUAAAGGUCAUUGGUGUUGCUCCCAAACCAGCUGUAGUCCAUACCCUGAGUGCUGCGUCUGAGCGGGGGAGCCAGCCCCGCAUUCAGGCCCCUGUCACAGAAACCAAAAAGGAGCCUCCACCUACGUUGAGUCAGGAGACCCUGGAAAGUGUGAAAAAAUGCAAAAACUUCCUUGUAACUCUGAUCAAGCUGGCCUCCAGUGACUCCAGGUCUGCCAACAUGGCCAACAACGUCAGGGGACUGGUCAGGAGUCUGCUGGAAGGGAAGCUCGAAGCAGAGGAGUUCACAGAACAGCUGUAUCAUGAGUUGAAGUCGACUCCACAGCCGUGCUUGGUGCCGUUCCUCAAGAAAAGCCUUCCUGCAGUGCGUCACCUCACUGCAGACCCUGAGUUAUUUAUUCAGCAGGCCUCAACUUCUGCCCACAGCUCCAAUACCUUGUCUCACACCAUGAAGCAGUCCAUCACUGACACAGGUCAAAACGUCAAGACCAGCCAGCAGGUUAUUCAGCUGCCUCGAGGGAUGAUUCUGAGACCUGGGACGACUACAUUUGCCCAGUCCAGAAAUUACAUAUCUAAGAGCAUCAGACCCAACCUCAAGAACACUGUGGUCCAGUCAGGAAAACACCUCACAGGAACGUUUUCAGUGAAACAGCCUUUCACUCAGGAUCCACCUCGCUCUACCAAGCUUGCAUUCAAGGACUGUUCAGGAUCUUACAAAGAAGAUGAUGACAUUAAUGACGUGGCCUUCAUGGCUGGAGUCAACCUGAGAGAGGAGAAUGCACAGAUCCUGACCACCAUGGUUGGCUCUGUGGUGCAGUCAUGCCAGGAUCAGCCCUUCCUCACACCCAACCCAGUGCUCAGUCGAAUCCUUCAUACAGGGCAGGCACUGGGAGUAACAGAUGUUGGUCCAGAGGUGGUUGCUCUGGUUUCUCAUGCUACUCAGGAGUGUCUCCGUGGACUGCUGGAAAGGCUCACUGAGAUGGCAGAGCAUCGCAAGGCAGCCCCAAAGGAGGACCUGUGGUACACCAAAGUGAGCGAUGUACGUUCUCAGCUUCGCUUCCUGGAGGAAGUGGAGAGUUUGAACAAGAAGAGGAGGGAUGAAGAGGAGAGAGAGAGACUGCUGCGUUUGGCCAGAAGUCGCUCACACACUGAGGAUCCACAGCAUCAGCAGCUCAAGCAAAGAGCCAAAGAGUUACAACAAAUAGAAGCAGCUCAGCUGCAGCAAAGAGAGGCCAACCUCACGGCCCUGGCUGCCAUCGGGCCUCGCAGGAAGAGACCUCUGGAGCAGACUGAAAGCCAGGUGUCACUGCUGUCCAGACUGGGUGUUCACAGAGUGACGCGGGUGAUGCUGAGGGAUUUGUUGGUGUGUAUGGAGCAGGACCGCUUCCUUCGACACUCUCUCACUCUGUACAAAGCGAUGCUCUGAUCAUUUCAGUUCUCUAUUCUAAUAAUAAUCAGUUAGUGUUUCCCACGUUUUGGCAUUUUUGUUUUUGCUCUUUGUUUUAGUUGUAUUUAUUAUCUGCUGUUAGUGUAGUGUAGUGCUGGACCAGUGAUGAUAAUCAGAUGGUCUUUAAUGGCACUCACGGUUUUGGUUGUGAUGCUUUUCAGAUGCAGAAAUAAUGAACCUGUGAGUAGGAUUUUAAAGAUAAGAACAGAGGAUAAGUGCCUGUUUACUGGAAGUGUUGAGUAGUUGAAUUCUCAGCUGGAUUUUGAGUUUGUCAUUAUUCUGCUUCUUUUUUGUUUGACCAUUAAAAAAAGUUAUAAA
This is a messenger RNA of Lates calcarifer (barramundi perch), 3541 nucleotides long. RefSeq names its product transcription initiation factor TFIID subunit 4. Gene Ontology annotation, cellular component: transcription factor TFIID complex. Lineage: Eukaryota; Metazoa; Chordata; Actinopteri; Centropomidae. The transcript has 16 exons. Gene Ontology annotation, molecular function: protein heterodimerization activity; DNA binding; RNA polymerase II general transcription initiation factor activity. Gene Ontology annotation, biological process: DNA-templated transcription; transcription initiation at RNA polymerase II promoter. The record is from RefSeq and is a predicted model, not a curated record. Bases 965 to 3202 code for a protein of 745 amino acids.